AUGAAGCUAUUUGGAGAAAUUGAUUCGCAUAGGAUCAAAGUCAUGGUGAAUAGUGGCGCUAGCCAUUGCUUUAUUUCAGAGCAAUUGGCACAACAACUACAGUUACCGAUCACUCCAACUAAGCCCUACUCGGUAAUAUUGGGCGAUGGAACGUCACGUCGGGCAGCGGGGCUCUGUCAGAAGGUGCCUUUGGUUUUGGACAGGGAGAGCUUUGCGGUACCAUGCUAUGUAUUUCCUCUCCGCAACAUCGACGUCAUCCUGGGGGUAUCAUGGCUCGAAACCCUCAGGUAUGUCUUGGCCAAUUGGCAGCAUUCCUCGAUGGAUUUCUCGGUCGAUGGUCGGCCCGUGUCUAUCAAAGGCGACCCGACCCUUAUGCGGCGCGCGUGCUCAACGCAGGACCUACGCUCCCUGGAGGAAGGGGACUGCUGCUGGUUCCUUCGAUCGGUGGAAAAGGAGUCAGCCCAUGUCUCUUUUGGCAUAGGCACAGACCUGUCACAGACAGCACGGUCCCAGCUGCUGCAACUCUUAACUGCCUUUCCAUCGAUUACCGAUUCAAUCGGUGGUCUGCCCCCGAGUCGCAGCGUCGACCAUCAAAUUCCGCUCCUGCCAGGUACAGAGCCAGUCUUAGUUCGACCUUACCGCUAUAACCACGCGCAGAAGGAUGAAAUGGAGAAGCUAGUAGCAGAAAUGCUGGCUUCCAGAGUAAUUCAGCCAAGUACCAGCCCCUACUCCAGCCCAGUCCUCCUCGUGCGAAAGAAAGACGGUUCGUGGCGUUUCUGCGUCGAUUACAGGGAAUUGAACAAGCGGACGGUCCCCGAUAAGUACCCCAUCCCGGUCAUUCAGGAGCUCCUCGACGAACUACAUGGCGCUAGAUGGUUCAGCAAGAUUAACUUGAAGGCAGGAUACCACCAAAUUCGAGUGGCUGCCAAGGACGUUCACAAGACCGCAUUUCGCACGCAUUCCGGCCAUUAUGAGUUUUUAGUGAUGCCGUUCGGCCUCACCAACGCCCCGGCCACAUUUCAAGGCUUGAUGAAUGACAUCUUCCUGCCAGCCUUGUGA
This is a messenger RNA of Salvia splendens (bonfire salvia), 1059 nucleotides long. RefSeq lists its product as uncharacterized. NCBI's taxonomy places the organism in Eukaryota, Viridiplantae, Streptophyta, Magnoliopsida, Lamiales, Lamiaceae. The transcript has a single exon. Bases 1 to 1059 code for a protein of 352 amino acids. The record is from RefSeq and is a predicted model, not a curated record.